Tarenaya hassleriana is the source of this 1882-nucleotide messenger RNA. RefSeq lists its product as uncharacterized. The record is from RefSeq and is a predicted model, not a curated record. NCBI's taxonomy places the organism in Eukaryota, Viridiplantae, Streptophyta, Magnoliopsida, Brassicales, Cleomaceae. The transcript is spliced from 10 exons. The coding region runs from base 287 to 1627 and encodes 446 amino acids. Gene Ontology annotation, molecular function: protein binding.
AAAUUUUCGUCUCCAUUCUGCCAUGAUUUUACCGAUUCUAGGGUUUUCUGGGUUGAUGAAGAUCUCUAGCGUCUGUAUCUAUUGUUCCUGUUUCUAGGGUUUUGAUAAUUUGAAUAAGCAUCGAAGGAAUUAACCUUUAUUACGGUUCUUAGGGUUUUUAAGAUUUGUCUUGUUUCAUGGAUUUCAUUUUUGGGUUUUUUCCGCGUCAUGUCUAAAUUCGGCUGGAGAAAUAUGUUGAUCUGUAUCCUUGUUCCCGUAGUUGUGUUCUGUGCAGGUUGAUCUCACCAUGUCUGGCUACCAUGGUGACGAGGCCGAAGCUGAAUACAUGGCUGAUGAGUAUGAUAUGGAAGAUGUAGAUGACAUGGAUGCAGAGUUUCAUGGCAGGGAUAUCGAGGCAUCUGACUCCGAAGUUGAAGAAUAUGACAACUUGAACAAGUCUGCCGAUACAACUGCUGCUCAAGCCCGGAAAGGGAAGGACAUUCAGGGAAUUCCUUGGGAUAGACUUAGUAUCACCAGAGAAAAGUACAGGAAAACUAGGCUAGAACAAUACAAAAACUAUGAAAAUAUCCCUAAUUCGGGCGAGGCAUCUGGGAAGGACUGCAUAAAUACCGAGAAAGGCAGCUCUUUCUACACGUUCAGGAGGAAUUGUAGAUCCGUGAGAUCAACUAUUCUUCAUUUUCAGCUGAGGAAUUUGGUAUGGGCUACAUCUAAGCACGAUGUUUACCUGAUGUCGCACUUUUCUAUCGUCCACUGGUCAACUUUGACAUCUGCCAAGAACGAAGUUCUUAAUGUUUCAGGUCAUGUGGCUCCGACUGAGAAACAUCCCGGAAGUUUAUUGGAAGGAUUUACCCAGACACAGAUUAGCACUAUGGGAGUAAGAGAUAGACUGCUAGUUGCUGGUGGAUUUCAGGGAGAACUCAUUUGCAAGCAUCUUGAUAGACCUGGUGUAAGCUUCUGCUCACGCACAACAAAUGAUGAAAAUGCGAUCACGAAUGCAGUAGAUAUAUAUAGGACCUCGAGUGGUGCACUGCAUUUCAUGGCCUCGAACAAUGAUUGCGGAGUCAGAGAUUUCGAUAUGGAGAGAUAUCAACUUGUCCAGCACUUCCGUUAUCCAUGGCCAGUUAACCAUACAUCUCUCAGUCCCGACGGUAAACUAAUCGCGGUCGUCGGAGAUGACCCGGAUUGCCUGUUGGUCGAUUCCAGCAACGGAGAGACGGUCGCGACGCUGAAAGGGCAUUUAGACUACUCGUUUGCGUCAGCUUGGCGUCCCGAUGGCGUCACUUUCGCCACGGGAAAUCAAGACAAGACCUGUCGGAUCUGGGACAUUAGAAACCUGUCGGGAUCAGUGGCUGUCCUAAAGGGCAAUCUGGGGGCCAUCAGGUCCAUACGGUACACAUCGGACGGACGGUACAUGGCAAUGGCCGAGCCAGCAGACUUCGUCCAUAUCUACGACACGAAAACUGGGUACGCGAAAGAACAAGAGAUCGAUUUCUUCGGCGAAGUCUCCGGCCUAUCCUUCAGCCCCGACUCCGAGUCUCUGUUCGUCGGUGUCUGGGACCGGACGUACGGCAGUCUCCUCGAGUACGGACGAGCCAGGGACUACUCCUAUCUCGAUUCAUUCCUCUGAAUUCUCUCCACACACACACCACACACACACACACAUAUAUAUAUAUAUAUAUCACCAAAAAAAAAAAAGAGGAACUCAAGAUUUGAUUCGGAGGUUGUCUGAGCAAGUGUUUUGUGUUGUGGGGGAAAAUGUACAUUAUCCUGAGGUUGGAGAUUGUCUGCUGUGUGUUUCGGUUGUAAUCUUUGUUCUGAUAUCCAAAAUCACCAAAAAUACUAUAUGUUAAUAGCAUCUAAAUGAAUAUUACUAGUUUGAAUA